UUCAAUUCAAACACUUGGAGCUAUGGGCGAGGAGAGAUUCGGAAAAGAAGGGGAAUUAGAAAAAGUUAUGACUGUUAUCCCAGAGCCGGGGAGUCAGGGCGAAGCUCGGGUGGAACAUACAGCUGCUGGGGAGGAGGACAAGUCUAAAAAUGGACCAGGGGAGGACACGAAGGAGAACAGAGACAGCACCCGAGCGGCAGAGAGCCAACAGGACAGGAGUCUUCACAUGACGUGCCAGCAGGAGUCUGAUGAUAGGCAAGUGUCUGCGCAGCAGUCCACAUGCGAGACCGACGAUGAGGAGAUCGCGAGGAGAGCCCGGGAGGAGGGUCGCGUGGACGUGCUAUUUCCAGGGAGCGUGACACAAGAUGGCUGUUGCAGAUUUGUCUGUGAGCUUCUUAAAUGUGUCCUUUACCAGAGACAACAGUUGCCCAUGACGUAUGACCAGAUGGUCUUCUUCCAAAAGCAGCAGCUCGCUAACACUCAGUUGGAGGAAGGAGUCGUUAGGAAAUCCAUCAAAUCAGGACACUGCCAGCGGACACUGCGAGACCUGGAUGAGGUGCUUGGUCACUUGGAGGUGCUCUUCUCUCUCAGUUACGUCCCCCGUGUGCUCUUCAUGCUCGGAAGCUCUGGGAUUCUUCCCACAGAGGUUUACGAGAUCAACAUGGAGGCUUUGGUGCAGGGAGGCAGUGACAGGAGUUUGAGAACUUCCCUGUGUUUGAGGCGGCUGUUUCGCACCCUUUUCGUUGCGGAUUUGCUUUCUGACGUUAAGCCAGUCCGCCUUACAGGCACCACGGUCAUGGCGCUUGCUCAUCGGGACUGUGGCGUAGAAUGGUUCAAGCCUAAAGUUGAUUUCAGACUUCCCGCAAAGGUAAAGAGGCAGGUGAUAGUGUUAGCCAGUGAUGGGUCUGAAAGUGGCCAAAGGAAACCUGACAUUACAGACUGUGAUGAUUAUAUCUGGUUUCAAACCCCUGUGACUAUUAAGGGUUUCAAUAAAUGACAGGACUAAAGCCAGGUAAUAUCAUGGUGCUAAAAUUUCAGGGAUUGAUGGAUUCCACCUGAUGGAAAAUCUCAACCGACUCAGUUUUAUGUUUCAGGAAUUGAAAUUUAAUAAAAUGUCAUGCACUCACAUACGGUUGUUAAGCAGUUACUGUCAACUUUAAUGUGUGUGCCUACUUACAUUGUACUUACAUUUUAUUAAGGAAAAACAUAUCUUUAUUAUGGCAGAAAAUAGAUUUACAAUGUCUGUUAACUCUCUGAGAGAGCAGUCAAAAUGUGUGAUCAACGUAACAUGUCUAAAUUAUAUGACCAUCUGAAGUUUUACUUUUAUACCAUGUAGUUUUAUUUUACCCAAGGUAACAUGUGCAACUAUUCUAUUAAAGUAUGUUUUAUGAUAAA
Messenger RNA from Clarias gariepinus (North African catfish), 1395 nucleotides. It is a transcript of the gene mad2l1bp, whose product is annotated as MAD2L1 binding protein. The transcript is spliced from 3 exons. Gene Ontology annotation, cellular component: nucleus. Lineage: Eukaryota; Metazoa; Chordata; Actinopteri; Siluriformes; Clariidae. The coding region runs from base 23 to 997 and encodes 324 amino acids. Gene Ontology annotation, biological process: regulation of exit from mitosis. The record is from RefSeq and is a predicted model, not a curated record.